AUGUCUUCUACUCAAGGUAAGCCAAUUCAAUGUACUGCUGCCGUUGCUUAUGCUCCAGGUAAGCCUUUAUCUGUGGAACAAAUUAUUGUUGAUCCACCAAAGGCCCAUGAGGUUCGUAUUAAGAUCACUAAUACUGCCAUCUGCCAUACCGAUGCUUAUACUUUGUCCGGUUCCGACCCAGAAGGUGCAUUCCCAUGUAUCUUAGGUCAUGAAGGUGCAGGUAUUGUGGAAUCUGUUGGACCUGACGUCGAUACUGUUAAAGUAGGUGAUCAUGUUAUUGCUUUAUACACUGCUGAAUGUGCUAAAUGUAAAUUCUGUAAAUCUGGUAAAACUAAUCUCUGUGGUUCCGUUAGAGCUACCCAAGGCAAAGGUGUCAUGCCUGAUGGUACCACUAGGUUCCACAACUUAAAAGGUGAACCUUUACUUCAUUUUAUGGGUUGUUCCACUUUCUCUGAAUACACUGUGGUGGCUGACGUCUCUGUGGUCGCCAUCGACCCAACAGCUCCAUUAGAUAAAGUUUGUCUUCUAGGUUGUGGUGUCACCACUGGGUAUGGGGCCGCUAUUAAAACUGCUAACGUUCAAAAGGGUGACACCGUGGCCGUCUUUGGCGCUGGCACUGUAGGUUUAUCCGUGGUUCAAGGUGCUAAAGCUAGAGAAGCUUCUAGAAUCAUCGUUGUCGAUAUCAACGACGACAAGAAAAAAUGGAGUUUUGAUUUUGGUGCCACCGAUUUUGUUAAUCCAUUAAAGGACUUGGAAGAAGGUGAGACAAUAGUAUCCAAAUUGGUCGAAAUGACCGACGGUGGUCUUGAUUUCACCUUCGAUUGUACCGGUAACGUUAAAGUCAUGAGAGACGCAUUAGAGGCCUGUCAUAAAGGCUGGGGUCAAUCCAUCAUUAUCGGGGUCGCUGCCGCUGGUCAAGAGAUAUCGACAAGACCAUUCCAAUUGGUCACUGGUAGAGUAUGGAAGGGCAGUGCUUUUGGAGGUGUUAAGGGUAGAUCUGAAAUGGGCGGUUUGAUUAAAGAUUACCAACAAGGUAAGUUGAAGGUCGAUGAAUUUGUUACCCAUGUUAGACCAUUUAAUGAAAUUAAUCAAGGUUUUGAAGACUUACAUCAUGGUGAUUGUUUAAGAACCGUAUUAAAUUUUUAG
Messenger RNA from Arxiozyma heterogenica, 1146 nucleotides. It is a transcript of the gene SFA1, whose product is annotated as bifunctional alcohol dehydrogenase/S-(hydroxymethyl)glutathione dehydrogenase. Gene Ontology annotation, biological process: formaldehyde catabolic process. Gene Ontology annotation, molecular function: S-(hydroxymethyl)glutathione dehydrogenase [NAD(P)+] activity; zinc ion binding. Gene Ontology annotation, cellular component: cytosol. The transcript has a single exon. Lineage: Eukaryota; Fungi; Ascomycota; Saccharomycetes; Saccharomycetales; Saccharomycetaceae. The record is from RefSeq and is a predicted model, not a curated record. Bases 1 to 1146 code for a protein of 381 amino acids.